Molecule: messenger RNA, 1372 nt
Organism: Sesamum indicum (sesame)
Lineage: Eukaryota; Viridiplantae; Streptophyta; Magnoliopsida; Lamiales; Pedaliaceae
Product: plant intracellular Ras-group-related LRR protein 3
Cellular component (GO): cytoplasm
Molecular function (GO): protein binding
Source: RefSeq, a predicted model, not a curated record
CACUUGCCUACGAAGUACGAACUCACUGUAUUGACAUUUUUGUUGCAUCUUUUUCUGAGAAAUUGUCUAAUAAUAGUCAUUAAUAUACAUACACACACACUCAGCAAGAAGAAAAGGAAAAUGGACAGAGGUUUCGGGGAGGAGUUUGUGGAGGUUGGAUUGAGUGAUAGCGUUAUUCCGGACGGAGAAAAAGAGGACGAUGAUGAUGUGGAUAAAGAGGUUGUAAGGAUUCUGAGAGAUGCCCUGGACAAAGAUAAGGUGGUGGAAAGAGUUGAUCUUUCUGGGCGCCAGCUGAGAUUUCUACCAGAACCCUUUGGCAAGAUUCACGGGUUGGUAGUUCUGAAUCUCUCCCAUAAUCAGCUUGAGGUCAUUCCCGACUCAAUUUCAGGACUACAGAAAUUGGAGGAGCUCAAUUUGUCAUCCAACUUUCUGGAAACAUUACCAGAUUCCAUUGGCUUGUUGGUAAAUCUGAAGAUCCUAGACGUGUCAGGAAAUAAACUAAAGAAACUCCCGGAAAGUAUUGCUGGUUGCAGGUCUUUACUUGAGUUGGAUGUCGGCUUUAAUAACUUGAUGUUUUUGCCGACAAAUAUUGGUUAUGGGUUGGUAAAUCUUCAAAAACUGUCUAUUCACUUGAACAAAAUCAGAGCUUUCCCAAACUCUAUUUGUGAAAUGAAAUCGUUGAGAAAUUUGGAUGCUCAUUUCAAUGCGAUCCAUAGUCUGCCACAUGCAAUCGGAAGGCUCACGAAUCUUGAGGUCUUGAAUGUGAGCAGCAACUUCAGUGACUUAACUGAAAUACCCGAAACAAUUGGUGAUCUGGUCAGUCUGAGAGAGCUUGAUCUUAGCAACAACCAAAUAAGAGUUCUUCCCGAGACAAUUUACCAGCUUCAAAAUCUAACAAAGCUUAACGUGGAUCAGAAUCCACUUGUAAUUCCUCCGAUUGAGAUUGUGAACAAAGGGGUCGAAACUAUCAAGGAAUACAUGAUGAAGAGACGGCUCGAUAUGUUAGAAGCUGAACAGCAGCGGGAUUGGGUCAAAGAAAACAGGGAAGCCGAGACAGGAUGGGUGGUAUGGGGCACGUCGGUGUUGCAUAACGUUUAUUCGGGAGUUUCCCAGACUGUUGCUGGAUAUGUAGGAGGUAAUGCCCCGAAGGAUCCGCUCUUGGAUCAGCAGCUACAGAUCAUCCACACUGGAACCAGGGGAUUCACAAGGAAGCAUUUCAACCAAUUUAUAAGCACCUGACGCUGGAAAGUUUUAAAACGUUGAUAAAUCAGUACUAUCAAUCAUGAUCAAAUAAAUUAAUGUAAAAAUUUAUUUGUUUUUAUUACAGCUAAUUAUGGUUUUAGCUAUGAUCAAAUUAUUUGUUAUGAUUUUU